Molecule: messenger RNA, 3864 nt
Organism: Patiria miniata (bat star)
Lineage: Eukaryota; Metazoa; Echinodermata; Asteroidea; Valvatida; Asterinidae
Product: E3 ubiquitin-protein ligase MYCBP2-like
Exons: 22
Coding region: 193-3849 (1218 amino acids)
Cellular component (GO): nucleus
Source: RefSeq, a predicted model, not a curated record
UCCAACAUGGCGACAGUAAGCUGAGGAAAAGUCGCAGUGAUAUAACGUGAAGCAGAAAAAUACUGAAUUUUCUAACCUAGCUUCCAGUCAUUCCUUUGCAAACAAACCCACUUAAAAGAACGAGCUCUGAGGAAUUAUACCUGACCCCCUUCUCCUCCAAAAGAGUGUAAUUUUGGCAGGGAAGGGGUAAACAUGGCUGUUGUUUUUGAGCAGGGAGGUCGUGUGCAGGAGUUUUUGCAUGGGCGUGAAUCGGCAGGUUUAGUUUUUCAUCAGUUGUUCGCACAACAGGAAGAGCCUAAAGAUAAAAAGCCAAACCAAGCCAAGAAGAACAAGAAAGAUGGCGUGGAGAAGGCCAAGACCUCAGACAAAACAAAGAAGGAUGUCAGCCCAGACUCCAUCCGCUUCCAGCCUCCCAACAUUGAGUUGCAGGGCAACGCCUCGGCCUUCAGCAUCUACGCCACGGUGCGGGAGUACGUGCUGGAGCGGGACAUGAUGGAACGGGAGCUGAUCCUCAUACGGGCCAACUCGGCUGCGGGGAAAAGGGAGGAGUCGGGUCACGAGGCGGAGGAGGUGGCCAAGACGGAGGACGCUCUCAGAUUACCAAAGGUUGUUGGUAUUGGAUUGCGUAGUGUGUUUGUCCUCAUCCGAGACACCCACAGUUCCUACCCAUUGCUGUGCGCCCGUGCUCUUCAAGCGUUGCUGGAUAUGCUACAAGGGCAGACUCCGGAGGGCCUCUCUAAGGAACCUGACGACAUGAUUGACUCCCUGUUUGAGCUUCUCUUAGACCUGACCAUAGACCACCGGCAGGAAGGUCCUGAGAACCUCCCCGGCCUGCCUUCCAUCUCCUCCCUGAGCUGUGCCUGCCUCCUCAGUCUCAUCAUCGCCAGCGGCAACACGGGCAAGAUGCUGGCCGGCAUAGCGGCCAUCCUCAUGAGCACGGGGAGCCUCUCCCAGCAAGCUUUCAAGGUUCCUUCUAUCUUGUCAAGUCUACAGCGCAGUGUGCAUGCCGUUCUACUCGGCAAAACACACUUCCCUGAUUGGCUGACGUCGGGCAUUCCCAGCCAAUCACAGCUGGACUCUUGGGAGGUGCAAAAUAUAGACAUAGAUGCGUGUUGUGAUAAUAACAGUGCAAUAGCCAGCGAUGGCUCCUACCUGUACAUACACACAGACACAGGCCUGUACAAAAUAGGCUCUGGAUUCUCCAGCACAAUCAAGGGUCAUAUUUAUGCAGCCAACAGGGAGUUUCACUCCCACGAGCGAGGCUGGCUGGGCCUCGCCAGGGGCCAACUCCUAUAUAAGAACGUAUCACAGGAUCAGCAUAGUGGGGCUGGAUGCGAGGCGGUCGUAGUGGACACUGAAUCCCUGAAGGAAAUUGGGACUUUUGAAAUCCCCAUCAUAGGAGGUACCUCCGCGUCUCUCCUUUUCAGUGAUGGGGAUAACAUCGGAUGUGUGUCCGCUGUAAAUGAUGACACCUUUGUGGUGCAGAGUUUCAACCCCCAGAGCUCCCCCGUGCUGAAGACCGGGGAGCUGCCGGUCAAACUGGCCCGGAAGUCCCUCCUGGCCUACGGUCCGUGGCCAGGCAGCGGUGAUAAGGAACUGCAUCUGGAGAAACAAGAGAUUGAAACCGGAAUGAACAGCGAGGGCAUGUACGUUGCGGCCGGCAAAGAGUUCUCUCUUAUCAGAACAAACUCGGGAAAGGUUUUGUUUAUGGGCAAGGCCCAGAGUCUGGGCAUCAAGCAGACCGGUCAGCCCAGCACCAAGUGGUCUGAGCUACCCAUCACCAAGUCACCCAAGAUAGUGCAAUGCAGCGUGGGACAUGACGGCUACCAUGCGGCCCUACUAGGGGAGGACGGUAACGUCUACUUUGCCGGGACGGCCAGGAAGGGAGAGGAUGGGGACCAAGUGAAGGGACGCCGGCAACUCAAGCCCUCCAAACCCAAGAAGAUGCUGAAAAUGGACGGCAAGACGGCCGUGUACGUGGCCUGCAACAACGGCAGCACGGCGGUGGUGACCAAAGAAGGCGAGCUGUAUCUGUUUGGCAAAGACACUCAUAAUGCUGACAGUAGCACAGGGUUGUACACCGAACUCAAAAACGUCAAAGUCACCCAGGUGGCCCUCGGCAAGGCCCACACCUGUAUCCUGACCAGCAGCGGGGCUGUCCACACGGCCGGCAUCAACAACAAGGGGCAAUGCGGCCGUGGACCGGCCCUGGGGCAUGGCGCUGGCAAGGAUGGCAAGAACGCCAACAUGGCGCAGAAGGAGGCGGUCAGUCCCGAGGAUGUGUGCGGGAACGGCGGUGGUGAGGGGGCCAACGUUGCUGCUGCACAGUUGAUGAGAACGCUCAUUGCAGAAGGAGAGGCGGCAGCAGACAUCUUGGCUCCGGGAGCCGAGGAGGACCCGGAGGAAGAAGAGCGAGAUGAUGAGCAGUGUGAGCAUGAGUGGAAGGCUGACCAGUGCAUGAUAUGCUCGCUGUGUGGCCUGUGCACGGGAUACGGAGACUCAUGCGUCAAUACCUUCCAGCCGGGCAGGAAUCCUGGAAUGGUAUGCGGUUGCGGCUCUGGCGACUCCGGUUGCACCAAGUGCGGCUGCUGCAAGGUCUGCGCCGGGGAGGCCCAUGAGCGUCGUGUCCUGGCCCCUGCCAUACCGCCCCGCGACGUGGGACCCGACGGUGGGGGGAACUUCCUGGGCGCCUUGGUCCAGCACGGCAACAUCCUGCAACACAAGCUGCUGGCCCAGCUGCGGUACGGGAUGAACCGACAGCAGGAUGGGAAACACCGACGGGUUGGGUUCAUCAUGAACCAGGACAAAGGCAAAGACGAGGGUAGCACCAGCGGCGAUGACCGGGACGUAGAGAGGGACUAUGGGCAGCAUGUCAUCCACCCACCAGGCCCUGUCACCUUACCCCUGCCAGCCACCCAGGUGGCCUGUGGUCUGCAUCAUACAGUGGUCCUUCUGAAGAAUGGUGAGGUGUAUGGUUUUGGGCUUGGCAACCACGGCCAGCUGGGCCAGGGAGAUUCUGGAAGCAGGACGGCACCAGUGCAGCUGCAGGUGCCAGAGACAGUCGUCCAGGUAGCGGCCGGCAGCAAUCACACUGUGCUGCUGGGAGUAUCUGGGAAUGUCUACACCUGUGGAAACUUCCAGAAAGGGCAGCUCUGCCGAGCCAUCCUGGAGGAGUCCAACGCCCCCGGGGCGGUGUCACACUCCAGGCCGGGCCCCGUGCCGGACAUGGGUCCACAGUACGGCCGCAAGGCCACCUGGGUAGGGGCCAGCGGGGACCAGACCUUCAUCAAGGUGGACGAGGCCUUGAUCAACCCCAGGAUGCUGGAGAACUCACUGGUGUUUGCCAACCAGAGCGUUAUAGGUGUGGUACCGCGUAACGGUGCCGCCGGAGUGCGUUGCCUGAUGCUGAGUCGCUUAGAUGGGACGUGUAACAGCUACACAGAGCAGGAUACAUCCUUCAAUUACGAAGACACUAGCGUGUGCCUGGAUCCACUGUAUAACGUACUAUGGUGCUUCUCCCCAGCCAGCGCCACCAUCACCUGCCACAGCGUCUUCCAGCCCAGCGUCCGCCCCAUCCCCACCCUGCCCUCCUCGGCCUCUGUCUUGACCCCUGAGCUGGCCCUGCCUUCCCCUACCCCGUCAGUCCAAGUCUCCAGGUCCCACUGCGCCUUGCACAUGCUGGCCUGCCUGGACACCUUGACGGCAGCCCAGGAGGCACAGUUGACCGUCGUGGCCGCUCAGACCGAGCGCCAGUGCAUCACCAAGGUCUAUUCCAAGGAGGACUUCAACAGCGUCAACAGAUUCGAAGGUGAGAGCUGUGGUGACUUUUUUUCCCUCCCACUUUUUUGAAUUGUAGCAGAGUUU